UCUCCUCCUGUUAAUUAUUAUACGAUUCGUUAUGUAUAUUUAUAUGCAAUUUAUGUUGUAGCUCAAGUAACGAAACCGAGAAACGGACCUAACAGCGGAUUGCACCUCACUGCGCGAGAGACGAUAUUGCCAAGCUGAAUAGGUAUUUUAUCACGCAAGUGGUGGCGGACUAGGAGCCUUACGAAGCGCACUUCAAAACAUCGCAAAUCGAGCUACGCAACGACAGCCCAACACAGCCGAAUCCUCUGACGGAGUUGACGAUUGCGACUAUUGAGUGCGCGGAAAACACCCCGCUACUUAACCAACAAUGGCGUCCGUGCAAAGCAACUGCGCAAGUUUGGGGAGCAGCCCGCCACCGUGUCUGGGAUACAAGGCGGUCGUCGCGCUGCACCGGCAGCUCAGCCAGUCUUCUAGCGACCUCCGGUUCAACAUUGUCGUACAAACGUAUGCCGACACAGACACGCUUGCCCUCUACUUCACGGAGGCCAUGCCAGGUGUGAUCGCCAACACAGACCACCUCGCCCCCAGCGUCGUCGCAGACUAUGAUGCGGGCGGCAAACUGGUUUCGCUGGACGUUUGUUCGGCUCCACGCAGUACCCCGUGUCACUUUUACGACACUGCUGAAGUAGUUGAUGGCAAGCCGCCGCUCGCCGUCAACUGGCAUUACAACGCUAAGAGCAACCAGCUGGUCGUGCUGCUUAGCGUGUGGGACUCAGUGGAAGGCAUUGUAAGCAGCAGCGUGAAAACGGAUGAUCCGAACAUCAGCCUGGGUAUGGAUGCAGCCGGGAAGAUAUGUGCCGUCUUCGUUUCAAACCCCGCUUGCAACACCUUCACUGCUGAUGCCUAAUGCUCGAGUUCCCCCACAAUUGUACCUGCUCGUGUCGAUGCGGCCGGUGUAGCCGAUUUGGUGCUGCUGGGGAUGUGAACUGCAGCGGGUUCUGUGAAUGCCGGAGCGGGAGCGGGAGUAGUUGUAUGGAGAGCGCUAACAGUAAGGCACAGGCUUCCUUCAGGUGUGUGGCAGUACGGAAGGGUACGGAAGGGCGUUCCUUUGAAGACGCCAGGAGAAGAGGUAGUAGUAGUUACACCCCGUGUAAUGCAUGUUGGACUCUUGGGUAUUUGGAUUGUGUAGAAUUGAUACGGUUCGUUGCUUGGUACUGUUUGAAUGCUUGGGAUUCGCCGUUUGAUGGUGUUAGUAGCGGGUCAUGGCAUGGUGGUAUAAUGCAAUGAUGCUCUCACUGCAUGUACUGUACAGAAUCGUACAGUAAUGUCGUACUUUUCUUGAACCGUUUUUAUGGAAGGUCAAGACACGGCCGUGGGACAGUACCUUCCGUACCGUGUCGGACAAGCAGUGGGCUCGCUUUCUACUAGUUACUGUUCUACUGUUCUACUAUACAAACUAAAAGCUGGGUACUGUGAAAGUAAGUAUUGCCUGAGUCUGCGGUAUCUGAUAGUCAGGCCUCCUGUCAAUGGUAGAGGAUGGAGGAUGAAAUGACGUUGGCCGGUGCGGGCUGCAGCACCUGCUACACCUUGUGCUGCUGCUGCUGCUGCUAAACCUGAUAAGUUGCGCAUGCUUCCUGGUUGUCCCCUGCAGCAGCCCCGGUAGCUCUAGCCGAGGGUGAAGCAUGCGGGUUAUAGGGCAGUGAGCUGAAACAUGAUAAAGAUGGGCGUUUGUAAGAAUCGGAACUGCUUACUAGCCGCGCUGUUAAUGUUGUUGCAGGGCGACGUCUGGGAAUUGCGGCAAGACUACUAUCCGUUGCCGUUUAGCUCUGCGUCUGUCACUUCUUCACUCCCUUCUUUCACUCCUUGUCCUCUUCUUCCCACCGCGGUGACCUUUCUGGCAGGUCUUUGGUGUCCUUGGCGCGUUUAGGCCCCUUACCUGGUCCGUGUCGUCCACAUACAUGGCUCUCACCGCGUCCUUUUUUUCCAUGUGACAUUACGUGUGUGAUUAUAUGUAUGUGGGGAUGGCAGCAACGGUAGGCGACCGCCCCAUUAAAAGAGGCACGCGGGGUGCACGCGUGGGCCUUAUGCACCCCGGGGUCAAAGCCCCGUGCGUCGUGUGUGUUCUGGCAACUCUGGCAACAACUUUGUUCCCCGCCGCAAAUUGUAAUACGAAUACCGUACA
Messenger RNA from Astrephomene gubernaculifera, 2122 nucleotides. The record is from the annotation of a GenBank genome assembly. NCBI's taxonomy places the organism in Eukaryota, Viridiplantae, Chlorophyta, Chlorophyceae, Chlamydomonadales, Astrephomenaceae.